Phytophthora sojae is the source of this 4110-nucleotide messenger RNA. RefSeq lists its product as hypothetical. Bases 1 to 4110 code for a protein of 1369 amino acids. The record is from RefSeq and is a predicted model, not a curated record. Gene Ontology annotation, biological process: telomere maintenance via recombination; telomere maintenance via telomerase; double-strand break repair. Gene Ontology annotation, molecular function: ATP hydrolysis activity; G-quadruplex DNA binding; double-stranded telomeric DNA binding. NCBI's taxonomy places the organism in Eukaryota, Oomycota, Peronosporomycetes, Peronosporales, Peronosporaceae. The transcript has 4 exons. Gene Ontology annotation, cellular component: condensed nuclear chromosome; nucleus; Mre11 complex.
AUGGAUUUUCAUACUCGAAUUCGUCCGCAUCAUCCCCUUAAGUCCGACGUUUUUCCCGGCGCCAAGCACCCAGACAAAGACGCAGCCAUGUCGAGCAUCGAGAAGCUGUCGAUCCGCGGCAUCCGCAGCUUCAGCCCGAACCGCGAGGAGAUCGUGGAGUUCUACCACCCGCUGACGGUGCUGCUGGGCGACAACGGCUGCGGCAAGACGACGGUCAUCGAGUGCCUCAAGCUGGCGUGCACGGGCGGCCUCCCGCCGGGCGCGCGCAGCGGCCAGAGCCUCGUGCACGACCCCAAGAUCGCGGGCACGAACGAGGUCAAGGCCAGCGUGCGCCUGCGCUUCCGCAACCGCGCGGGCAAGGCCAUGGUGGUGCAGCGCUCGUUCCAGGUGCGCCAGACCAAGAAGAACCUGACGUUCAAGGCGCUGGACGGCGUCAUCCGCGUGGUCAACGAGCUGGGCGAGAAGGUGUCGCUCAGCCACAAGUGCGGCGAGCUGGACCAGCACAUCCCGGACAUGCUGGGCGUGUCCAAGGCCAUACUGGAGAGCGUCAUCUUCUGUCACCAGGAGGAGUCCAACUGGCCCCUCAAAGAGGGCGCGGAGCUCAAGAAACGCUUCGACAACAUCUUCGAGUCGGCCAGGUACACGAAGGCCCUUGAAGCUAUUAGGAAGCUGAAGAAAGCCAGGUUGGACAACGCCAAGGACUAUAAGAGAGACCUGGAUGUGUUGACGGUGAACAUGAGGACGGCGGAGGGCAUCAGGGAGAAGAUCGAGCUGGCCCAGGAGAAGCUCAGAGAGGCCACGGAGGAGGGACAGGAGGCCGAGGAGAAGAUUGCACAGGCGGAGGUGACGCUCAAGGAGCUGCAGCAGCUGCAGGAGGAGGUGAGGAAGCUGCACACUCAGCUGCAGAGGCGACAGGAGGACGUUGUGGUUAAGGAGCAGAGCGUGCGCAGCGCGUACGGCAAGAUUGAGAACAUUAUGAACGACUCGGACGAGGAGCUGCAAGGGUUUUUGAAUGACUAUGACGGCAUUAUUGAAGACCACCGCCGAGCGUUCGGCGCGCUGAAAGCGCAGGAGGCGAGGCUGCAGGUAGAGCAGAACAAGUCCAAGGAGGAUUACGUCGCCUUACGAGCGUCCAAGGCCCGAGUGGAGACGAACAUCGCCACGUACCAGAAGAUGGUUGCGGACCUGAUUGAUUUGGCGGCGAAGCUGGGCACGAAGUACCGUUUCCACCUGCAGCCGCUGUCGUCGCAGCAGGACGACAUCUCGGCGUUUGUGGCGGAGUUCAGGAAUGUUGUGAAGGACAAGCAGGAAGAGGUGAACAGUCUGGACGCCAAACAGCGACAGGAAGACGAUAAGUUGACCACAGAGCUGUCGGAGCUGACCUCGCGAGUGAAGCAACUGAGAGACGAAUUGAAUAGCAAAACACGCAGCCUCGAGACGCUCAACCAGGAGAAAAGGGCCCUUACGAGCCGACUAAGAGAGCUCGGUGGCGCCGGUGUUCACUCCCAGCGAGAGGCAGACGAGAUGAGUAGUCAAGUCACCGAGGCGGAGAAGUCGUUGGAGGACUACAAGCAAAAGAACGAUGUGAUGGCUUUGAAGAGCGAGAUCCAAGGCUAUAAUCGCCAGAUCAACGAUAUCAACGACGUGAUCGACGCGUUGGGGCAGCAGAUCGGCCAGCUACGUCUGUACGCGAGCAAAAACUCGGAAAUUGAGUUCAAGCGCAACGAUUACCUCAAGAAGCAUGAAGCCUUUCAGGCCACUCUUAGCGAGAAGGUGGCAGAUUUCGAGGAGAUCCUGGAGGGUGGCGACAAGCCAACAGACCGAGACUCGCUUGCGUCGGCGGUUGGUCGCAUUGACUCCCUCAUUGUUGAGCGCAAGCGCAGUUGUGACACGAAGAGGAUGGAGCUAGCGGCCGCAGAGAAGCGCCUGAUGGAAAACACCACAUCGUCCAAGCUUGCUGAGAAAGAGCUAGACUCGUUGCGGCAGAAGAAAAAUGAGCUGGAGAGACAGCACAUGACUGGGUUGAAGGCACUUCUCGAAAAGGUUAUUCCCGGCGAAGACCUGCGCAAUGCUGAGCUUGGAGUGAAGGAAGCAGAGCAGGCGUACGCGGAUGCCAAGGACAAGGUUGUGCGUCGAAAGAACAUGGUGAUGUUCCUCAACAUUUACAAGAAGAAGGGAAUCAAGGAUCACUGCUGUCCUCUUUGCGAGCGCGACAUGACCCCGGAAGAAGAGCAGGCUUUCGAAGCCAUUCUGAGUGACAAGACGGACGACGGGAAGGUUGCUGACAAGAUCAAGAAAGCAGAGGAGCUGGAAAGGUCGACGCUCGAAACGCUGACGGGGAUUAAGCAGCAGAUGCCGAGCUGGCGUAAGUGGCUGGAGCUGGAGACCACAAUCCCUCAGAAGGUAAAUGAGCUGCAGGAAAUUUAUGCGGCCCAGAAAGCGUUGGAGAAUGGCGUCCUGGACAAGAAAACAGCACUCGAGUUGAUCCAGGAAAAGUUCGAGGAUGCUAAGGUAGCGAAGACCGAGCUUGACAGCUUGCGCAAAACUGCGGACGAGCUCCAUAUGUCCGAUAUGACCAUUACGCGAGAGGAGCGCAUGAAGGCAAGUCAAGGAAUGGGUGGUCGAUCGCUUGCAGAUGUGGAAGCAGAGAAAGAUGCAAAGCAGGCUGAGCUUCAGGAACUGAAUCGUCAGGUUCAGCGCAAGCAGAGAGAGCUGGAUCACACAAACGAAAUACUGCAGCAGUUGCAGAAUGAUCUCCACAACCGAAGGGAAGAGAAACUUAGGAUGGAAACGCAGCGCAAGGAAUAUGACGACGCCAUCAAGGAGCAAAAUAGACUGCGCGACCAAGAGAAAACGUUGAAGGAUGCCUGCUCCAAGUUGAAAAAGUCGGAGCCCGAGCUAGAACAUGAAGUGCGCUCGAAAACCACUGAGCGCGAGACGCACCGCGCUGCGGCGAGAGAGCAGAUGCGGGCCCAGCGUACAGAGCUUCAAGAGCGGCAGGGCGAUUUCCGCGUGUUCAGUGACAAAUGCAAGCAGGUCCAACGUGGAGAGCUGGAGAAGUUGGAGCGCGAAGUUCAAACACUGAGCGACAAUAUUGCGCACACCAAGCAGCGAGAGGAUACAGCAAUUCAAUCCCUGGCUGAUCUGGUACCCCAGAUGAAGAGUGCAGAGAAAAACCUGAGCAAGAAUGAAAUCGUCAAGCGCCACAUUCAGGACAACCUGGACUACCGUGCGCUUCAAAAGGAACUGGAGAAGCUGCGUGCUGAGGUCGAAGAUUUGAAGGCCACUGUUGGGAACUUGCCGGCCCUGGACGAUGUGAACGAUCGAGUCGAGUCGGCCAGUAUGGCGUUGAUUGCUGCAAAGGAGUCUCGUGCUGUAGUGUCCGGAAAGAAGCAGCAGUUGAUGGCGCAGAUUCGCGAGAAUAAGGUCGAGCUCCGCGUGCCGAAUCUGAAGGAUGUGGAAGAGAAGUACCGGCACAAGUUGAUUCAGUUCGAGACAACGCAGAUGGCUGUGGCAGACCUGGACCGCUAUUUCAAGGCGCUGGACGAGUCCCUGUUGCAGUAUCACUCCAGGAAGGUGGAGGAGAUCAACACGAUUAUUCGCUCGCUUUGGCAGAUCACGUACAAGGGACAAGAUAUUGACACGAUUGAGCUGGUCAGUGGUCAUGAGCAGGGUGUGACUGCGAAGGCCGCGCGCUCGUACGACUACCGCGUCGUUAUGAAAAAGGCUGGUGCAGCCAUUGAUAUGCGUGGCCGCUGCAGUGCCGGACAAAAGGUGUUGGCAGCGUUGGUUAUCCGCUUGGCUCUAGCCGAAACGUUUUGCUUGAACUGUGGCAUCUUGGCGCUGGACGAGCCCACAACGAAUCUCGACACCGAAAACAAGUUUGGUCUUGCACAGGCGAUCACAGACAUCUUGAACGCGCGCUCGCAGCAACAAAACUUCCAGCUUGUCUGCAUCACGCACGACGAGGAAUUCGUGCAGAUGCUCAGUCGCACGCAGACCAUGGACGGCACUCGUCCAGAAUACUACUGGCGCAUUUCGAGAGAGGACAUUGGCGGCAACCGCUUCGUGAGCAAGAUUGAGCGUCGGGAGUGGGAAGACGGCAUCUAA